Molecule: messenger RNA, 2022 nt
Organism: Conger conger (European conger)
Lineage: Eukaryota; Metazoa; Chordata; Actinopteri; Anguilliformes; Congridae
Gene: csnk2a2b
Product: casein kinase 2, alpha prime polypeptide b
Exons: 12
Coding region: 356-1408 (350 amino acids)
Biological process (GO): regulation of chromosome separation; protein phosphorylation
Cellular component (GO): protein kinase CK2 complex; cytosol; nucleus
Molecular function (GO): ATP binding; protein serine/threonine kinase activity
Source: RefSeq, a predicted model, not a curated record
ACUGAAUCAUUUCCUCUACCUCUACCUCAGCUUGGUUUAUCAAACGUUAUUCCCCGUCGCCUCGUUGAAACUGGCUGGCCCUCUCCUCCCCCUCUCUCCCCGGCUCCUUCUCAAGCUUGGAACCCCGGUCGGCUUAGCUCUGACAAUCCGAGCGGCGAGCGCGGCUCAGCGGUCACAACCUGCAGCACAGUCUGACCAUCUCCCUAAACACACGGCAUCCACUACCAGAAACCCGUACAUAAAAAGCGCAAGACCACGGACUCCUGGGGAAGUUCGGUGUUCCGCAUUCCCACUGCGAGUUUCGAAGAACCCAGCUGUAAGCGAGACCUGCUCAGACCGAGCUCCUGUACGCGCCAUGCCCGGCCCGGCGGCCGGUAGCAAAUCCCGGGUUUACGCCGACGUGAACACUUUGAAGAGCCGGGAGUACUGGGACUAUGAAGCCCACGUGCCCAGCUGGAGUAACCAAGAGGACUACCAGCUGGUGCGUAAGCUGGGGCGUGGAAAGUACAGUGAGGUCUUUGAGGCCAUCAACAUCAACAACAAUGAGAAGGUGGUGGUCAAAAUCCUCAAGCCUGUCAAGAAGAAAAAGAUCAAGCGUGAGAUCAAGAUUUUGGAGAACCUGCGCGGCGGAACCAACAUCAUCCGCCUGGUGGACACCGUAAAGGAUCCGGUGUCCCGGACACCGGCACUUGUCUUUGAAUGCAUCAAUAACACAGAUUUUAAGGAGCUGUAUCAGAAGUUAACAGAUUUUGAUAUUCGUUUCUACAUGUAUGAGUUACUAAAGGCUCUGGACUACUGUCACAGCAUGGGCAUCAUGCACAGGGACGUGAAGCCGCACAACGUGAUGAUCGACCACCAGCUGAGGAAGCUGCGUCUGAUAGACUGGGGCCUGGCGGAGUUCUACCACCCUGCUCAGGAGUACAACGUCAGGGUAGCAUCACGCUACUUCAAGGGCCCUGAGCUGCUGGUGGAUUAUCAGAUGUAUGACUACAGCUUGGACAUGUGGAGUCUGGGCUGCAUGCUGGCCAGUAUGAUCUUCCAGAAGGAACCGUUCUUCCAUGGCCAGGACAACUAUGACCAGCUUGUGCGGAUCGCCAAAGUUCUGGGUACAGACGAGCUCUUCGGCUACCUGCGCAAGUACCACAUCGAACUGGACCCGCGCUUCAAGGACCUGCUGGGCCAGCAGACGCGGAAACGCUGGGAGCAGUUUGUCCAGUCGGAGAACCAGCACCUGGUCAGUCCCGAGGCUCUGGACCUGCUGGACAAACUACUGCGAUACGACCACCAGCAGAGGCUGACCGCCACAGAGGCCAUGGAGCACCCGUAUUUCUAUCCAGUGCUGAAGGAGCAGUCUCACUCCAACACUGAUGGCAACCUGCAGUCCAGUGGCUCCACCACAGCGCGAUGAGAGAGCAGGAUUCCUUUUGUUACCUCAACUUUUUAUCCCGUUUGUGGCAGAAACCUCUUCAAGUGUACAGGGACACCGGAUCAAUACACCGUUGACCAGUGGAAAACACACACACACAGACACGCACACAUGAGCAAACACACACCCACACGUGCGCAUACACACAGCCAAACACACACACUCCUUCCCUCCCUCCCCCUCUCUGUGUCAGUAUACAGUACAGUUGACUCCGCCCAGUCAGGUGUUCAGCUGCCAGACCAAUGAGCUUGAAGGUGUCUCAGUGCCCCUCCCUCCCCCCCCCCCCCCACUCCCAUUUAGGUCGAAUAUAAUUUCCAAAACAGAAUAAAACAGCCCUCUCCUGACUUCAUGCCCCAGUUCCCCCCCCUCCCCUCAUAUAAACAAGCAUGGAGAAUAAAGAAGAAUGAGUGGGCCCCCGCCCACCCCAGUACCCCCCUCCCCCCUCCCCCCCGCCCAGUCCUGCGUGUCUCUGUGUCGGGCUGGGCGGACCUGGGUUCAGACUCCGCACUGUAGUUCUGAGGUGGCAUGGCGGACCUUUCUCUGCUAUAGGUAUAAAUGAUAAUAAUAAUAUUAAUAAUAAAUGAUUUUUAUUUAGA